UCUGAACUGUGUAGUUAUGAGCAAGACAAGCUAUUUGUGCUUCAUGUGUAAAAUGGGGUAAGACAUAUCAUGAAAUAUUGUGAGAAUGAGAGAGGAUGCAUAUAAAGAACCUGGCAUAGUGGUUGGCAUGUAAAUGGUGACUUUUGGUUCACUCUUGUCACUGUGUUGCCCAUCCAACUCUUCGUCCUUAUGAAAAGGUCAGAGAAGAAGGGGGAGUACAGCUUGGUCCCUUCUUUGGGAAGUCCCAGUGCCUACUCUCCUGACAGCCUUUUUCACGCGGGUGAAAUCAGUGACAAUCGCCAAAGAGCAGAAAUCUCGAGUCGACGGUGGGGGCGAAUGCUCGCGGAAUCGUGACUGGGCAGCCGCGCUCGCCUCCGCCUAGGCGGCGCCCCACGCGGGUCCUCAGCGACCCCAGCGGCGCUUCCCUGGCGCCCUCAGCGUGGAACCCCGCGCCUCUGGAAGAGAAGGGGCGUGUGACGCAGUCGCCGUUGCCUAGGGCCACGUUCUGAUCGGAUCUGACGCUUCCAGCGCCCGACCAGGCGCUGAGAGGGCCGGGCCUCAGUUUCUCCACUUCCAAGGAGGCGGCGCUAUGCUCUCCUGUUUCAGGCUCCUCUCCAGGCACAUCAGCCCGUCGCUGGCGUCUCUGCGCCCCGUACGCCGCUGCUUCGCUCUCCCGUUGCGUUGGGCCCCGGGGCGCAGCCCCUCAGAUCCAAGGCCGAUCGCCCCCCGCCGCCCCCUGACCGCAGCCUCCUCCUCCGGGGACCCUACCGGUCCCGCAGCCGGCUCCUCUCGGGUGCGCCAGAACUUCCACCCCGACUCCGAGGCUGCCAUCAACCGCCAGAUCAACCUCGAGCUCUAUGCGUCCUACGUGUACUUGUCCAUGGCCUAUUACUUCUCCCGGGAUGACGUGGCCUUGAACAACUUCGCCAGGUAUUUCCUUCACCAGUCCCGACAGGAGACAGAGCACGCGGAGAAGCUGAUGAGGCUGCAGAACCAGCGAGGAGGCCGGAUCUGCCUGCAGGACAUUAAGAAGCCGGACCAGGACGACUGGAAAAGCGGGCUGCAUGCCAUGGAGUGUGCUCUACUCUUGGAAAAGAAUGUGAACCAGUCGUUGCUGGAAUUGCACACUCUAGCCUCUGACAAAGGUGACCCCCAUUUGUGCGACUUCCUGGAAACCUACUACCUGAAUGAGCAGGUUAAGUCUAUCAAAGAACUAGGUGACCACGUGCACAACUUAGUGAAGCUAGGGGCCCCGGAUGCUGGCUUGGCGGAGUACCUUUUUGACACACAUUCCCUUGGAAAUGAAAACAAGCAGAACUAAGCAACGGGCUGCCUUCCUCCCAGGUCACUGGGUUCGAAGACCAGAGUCAGCUGUCUCCUGCUUUCCUGCCCUUAAAAUCACUUCCAUCUUUAUAUUUUUCUGUUAUACUAUUCCUGCAAUAAAGUGAUUUGUAGAAAAAAAAAA
This is a messenger RNA of Rhinopithecus roxellana (golden snub-nosed monkey), 1465 nucleotides long. RefSeq names its product ferritin mitochondrial (gene FTMT). The record is from RefSeq and is a predicted model, not a curated record. The coding region runs from base 590 to 1321 and encodes 243 amino acids. The transcript is spliced from 2 exons. Gene Ontology annotation, molecular function: ferric iron binding; ferrous iron binding. Gene Ontology annotation, cellular component: cytoplasm; mitochondrion. NCBI's taxonomy places the organism in Eukaryota, Metazoa, Chordata, Mammalia, Primates, Cercopithecidae. Gene Ontology annotation, biological process: intracellular iron ion homeostasis; iron ion transport.